CCGCGGAGGGGAGCAGCGGGGCCGCCCAUCGCGGGGCGGGGCGGGGCGGGACUGGCGCCUCCCGCCCCGCCUCCGAGCCGAGAAACGAAAGUGAGCUCCUCGGGCGCCCCACUCGCGGUUUCUGCGCAGCUGCCUUCCGCGCCCUCCGUCCAGGCGCCGGUGGGGAGGGGGCUGCUCCCCGCCCUUGGCCCGAGAGACCGGCGGCCCUCCGGAGGGUGCAGCCUUCCCUUCCAGGCCCAGAAAAGGGAACCAAGGAGCCCCAUGGAGACCUCAGGGAAGCAGACGGCCUUGGGGCAGCUGGGCCAGGAGGCCACCUGUCCACUCUGCCUGGACCUCUUCGAGCAGCCGAUGGGCCUGUCCUGCGGGCACAACUUCUGCCGCGACUGCCUGGCCCAGCUGGGCGCUGAGUUUUCUUGCCCCCAGUGCAGAGCCAAGGUGGGGCGUGACAGCGCCUGCCCCAACCAACCCCUGGCCAACAUCGUCUGCCACCUGAAGAGGCUGUGGCUGUCUGGGGGAGCCCAGGAGGAGGGCAGCCGCCGCCAGCUGUGCCAGGAACACGGGCAGCCCCUGCAGACCUUCUGCUCCAGUGAGAAGAGCCUCCUCUGCCCCGGCUGCCUGGAGGGGCACCAGGACCACCCCCUCCUCUCUCUGCCCGAGGCUGCCCAGGAGUACAAGGACCUGCUGGAUGGCCUCCUGGAGCCCCUGAGGAAGGAGGGGCAGAAGCUGCUGGAGCAGAGGCAGGCAGAAGAGCAGAGCCGGCAGGAAUGCCAGGAGCAAUUUGCCUCUGAGAAGCAGAAGGUGGGCCUGGCGCUGGAGUCCCUGCAGGAGCUGCUCCGGGGGGGGCAGUCGGUGUGGCUGGCCUGGCUGGCCGAGCAGGAGGAGAAGAUGGAGGCCGAGUGGGGGGUCGCCCUGGCCCAGCUCUCCGGGGAGGCCUCCCGCCUGCAGCAGCUGAUGGCCCAGACGGAGCGGAAGUGCCGGCAGCCGGACGGGGAGUUCCUGCAGGACAUCCAGGACACUGUAGACAGGUGCCGGAGUUACCUGGUAGGACGCGCAGAGAGGGUCUCUCCAAGGCUGCAAGACAGACACGGGGCCUUCUUGGAGAAAAACGCUUCUGUAAGGCUGGUGGUGGACAAUUCCAAAGCCUCUCUGCAGAAGACUCUGACCAGGGGGAACCUGGAUCGACUUCUGGCCACGGCUCCUGCUCCAGAGAAGCCAACAUCUCGAGUUUAUAUCAAGCCGAACAAGUCAACCGCCCACCUCCGGCUCCUGUGCCAAUGGUCGAGUGUGAGUUGGGACAAGAGUUACAACGAUUUCCCGGAGACGCCAGAGAGGUUCGACCGGGAAUUGUGCGUCCUGGGUUCUGAAGGGUUCACCACAGGAUGGAAGUGGUGGGAAGUGACCGUGAAGGAGCCAGACAGUGUCCUUGUGUUGGGCAGACCAUACUGGGCCAUCGGGGUGGCCAAAGAGUCCGUCCGCAGGAAGGGGAGCUUCCAGCUGAGCCCCCAGGAGGGAAUCUGGGCCGUGGGGAAGAGUGCUGGGGGGGAGAUGGUUGCUUUCUCCAAGAGUCCGCAGAAGCUGAGCUUGCGAUGUCCGCCGCGGAGGCUGCGGGUGAGGCUGGGCUACGAGGCAGAAACGGUGGAGUUCCUGGAUGCGGAGACGGAGACUUUCCUCCACAGCUUCCAGACGGGGCCCUUCCUUGGCGAGACGCUCCGGCCUUUUUUCUAUCUGGGCCAGCAGGGGCUCUGCCUUUCAAUGUGAGGGAUUAUCCUAUGAAAAGUAUUUGGGACUGAUAGUCCUCAACUUACAACCGUUGGCAGCCAUCCCCAGGGUCACCUGGUCAAAAUUCGAGGACGCUUGGCAACUGACUCGCAUUUAUGACAGUUGCAGCGUCCUGUAAUCACGCGAUCCCCUUUCGUGACCCCCUCUGACCAGCAGAGUCCAUGGAGAAGCCAGAUUCACUCAACGGCCGUGGGACUCAUUCAAGAACUACAGUGAUUUGCUUAGCAUAUGUGGCAAGAAAAGUCGUAAAAUGGGGCAAAACAAAUUUCUCACUUGGCAACGUCAAUGUUGGGCUCAACUGUGGUUGUAAGUUGAGGACUACCUGCAGCCCUCCAGUGUGGAGUCCACCUUAGCCACCUCCCCGAUUCCUGUUCAUGCGGGGGGGGAGGAAUGGACAUAACUUGAAGCAGAAUAGAUGGGGCUGUAGAGGAGGCUGCUGGGCCUCCUGGCACCUUCAAGACCGCAUCUGGCAAGAGGGCCGGAUGUUGUCCAUUGUCCUCUGGGACAUCCUUCCAACCCUCCCCUCUAGAGUCUGCUAGGGUUUCUUGGUGGUCUCCCCUCCACCCACCAUGUCUGACCUUCUUAUAAUUUUGCCAUGCUCAGUCCAGGCUGGUUGGGGGAUGCCAAGAGCUUCUGGGCUGCCCGUGGCUGGGGGGUCCGGCUGACCGAGAGGUUGUGGGGCUGAGAUGCAGCAAUGCCUCCUGGCCCCUCUGAGCCCCCUUUUCAAGUGUCCCCUUGUGUGGGCGAAUCCCUGGAUGCCGCCUCCUGCUAGAUGCUGCAACCUUGCUCAACCAUGGCACCCGGGAGAUGUGAGGACUUCAACUCCCAGAAUUCCUCAGCCAGCAUAGCUACCUGGAGACUUUUGGUGCUGGAAGUCCCUGCAUCCUCCAGGUGCUGCCAAGGUUGGGAAUCCCGGCCUUCCUCUGUGGCUGGCAGUUUAGAUGAGAGAUAGACGGUUAAAGGACCUUUAUAAUCAAUAACUUCAUUACUUGUAUCCUUACGAUUUAUAUUGACUGUUUCCUAAUGUGAUUUGAUUCCUUAUUUGUUCCCUGUGACUAUCAUUAAGUGUUGAACCUUAUGAUUCUUGACAAAUGUAUCUUUUCUUUUACAUACACUGAGAGCAUAUGCACCAAAUUCCUUGUGUGUCCAAUCACACUUGGCCAAUAAAGAAUUCUGUUCAAUUCUAA
Molecule: messenger RNA, 2966 nt
Organism: Pantherophis guttatus
Lineage: Eukaryota; Metazoa; Chordata; Lepidosauria; Squamata; Colubridae
Product: tripartite motif-containing protein 10-like
Molecular function (GO): zinc ion binding; protein binding
Source: RefSeq, a predicted model, not a curated record